AAAGCUUUCUGGCUGAGGAGAGAGAGUCGGGUUGGAGGAGCCAUGCCGGUGAUGAAAGGGCUGCUCGCUCCGCAGAACACUUUCCUGGAUACCAUCGCUACGAGAUUCGACGGGACGCACAGUAACUUUUUGCUGGCCAACGCUCAGGUGCAUCGCGGCUUCCCCAUCGUUUACUGUUCCGAUGGAUUUUGUGACCUGACCGGGUUCGGACGGACCGAGGUUAUGCAAAAGAACUGUAGCUGUCGUUUUCUUUACGGACCAGAGACCAGCGAGGCCGUGCUGCAAAACAUCGAGAGGGUCCUGGAUGAGAAGCAGGAGUACCAGGCAGAGGUGUGCUUCUACAAAAAAGAUGAGGAUCUCUUUUGGUGCCUGCUGGACAUCGUACCCAUCAAAAAUGAGAAAGGAGAGGUGGUCUUGUUCCUUUUCUCCUUUAAGGACAUCACUGAGCACAGAAUGAGGGUUCAGCAUAGCGAUAAGAAAGAUGAGAAGCAGAAGAGCAGACGUUCAGGUAACUCACACUUUGGUUCAGUGAGAAGACAGAGCAGGACGAUGCUGUGCCACCUGACAGGCCAAGUAGCCGGCAGAGACAAGAGUGACCUUAAACUCAACAGCAACCUUUUAGACAACAAACCUACGCUCCCUGAAUACAAAGUAGCGUCUGUCCAGAAACCCCGCUUCAUCCUUCUUCACUACAGUAUAUUCAAGGCUCUUUGGGACUGGCUUAUCCUCUUAGCCACCUUUUACGUCGCCGUCACCGUUCCUUACAACGUUUGCUUUACGAGCCACGACGACAGCGUCUCUGCAGCACGCAGCACUAUCGUCAGUGACAUCGCAGUGGAAAUGCUUUUCAUUUUAGAUAUAAUUCUGAAUUUUCGGACCACGUACGUCAGUCAGUCAGGGCAGGUUGUGUAUGAACCUCGCUCGAUCUGCAUCCACUACCUCGCCACCUGGUUUUUCGUGGACCUCAUAGCCGCAUUGCCCUUCGAUCUCCUCUAUGCAUUCAAUGUCACGGUGACGUCUCUGGUCCAUCUGCUGAAGACGGUUCGUUUGUUGAGACUGUUGAGGCUGCUGCAGAAGCUGGACCGAUAUUCCCAGUACAGCGCCAUGGUACUUACCCUCCUGAUGUCCAUGUUCGCUCUCCUCGCACAUUGGAUGGCCUGCGUUUGGUACGUCAUCGGCCGAAAGGAAAUGGAGAGUAAUGACCCCGUGACCUGGGACAUUGGCUGGCUCCAUGAACUCGGUAAAAGACUCGAAGCCCCCUACAUCAAUAACUCUCUGGGUGGUCCUUCCAUUCGUAGCGCUUACAUCGCAUCCCUCUACUUCACGCUGAGCAGCUUGACGAGCGUGGGAUUUGGAAACGUCUGCGCCAAUACGGACGCAGAAAAAAUAUUUUCUAUCUGCACGAUGCUGAUUGGAGCCUUGAUGCAUGCCGUAGUGUUUGGCAACGUGACAGCCAUCAUCCAGCGCAUGUAUUCCCGCCGGUCCCUUUACCACACGCGCAUGAAAGACCUCAAGGAUUUCAUUCGCGUUCACCGUCUCCCACAGCAGCUUAAGCAGCGCAUGUUGGAGUAUUUUCAGACAACGUGGUCCGUCAACAACGGCAUUGAUGCAAAUGAGCUACUGAAAGAUUUCCCGGAUGAGCUACGCGCCGAUAUCGCGAUGCACCUCAACAAGGACAUCUUGCAGCUCCCCGUGUUUGAGACAGCCAGCCGCGGAUGCCUGAGGGCUCUUUCCCUGCACAUCAAGACUUCUUUCUGUGCCCCGGGAGAAUACCUCCUGCGGCAGGGCGAUGCUCUGCAGGCAAACUAUUUUGUGUGCUCAGGGUCACUAGAAGUCCUGAAGGACAACAUGGUGCUAGCCAUUCUUGGCAAAGGCGAUUUAAUCGGUGCCGACAUCUCCAGUAAAGAACAGGUGAUCAAAACAAACGCCGACGUGAAAGCCCUGACCUACUGCGAUCUCCAGUACCUGAGCCUGCGAGGACUCUUAGAGGUGCUGGAACUUUAUCCCGAGUAUUCCAGCAAAUUCAUGGCUGAUAUUCAUCACGACUUGACCUUUAACCUGCGCGAAGGCAGCGAAACGGACGGUUGCUACAGAUUCACGCGAUCGCCUCGUCUCUCACAGCCUCGCUCGGAGUCUGGUACAAUGUCUGAAAAAAAGCUGGCCUCAAUCUUGGAAUCCAACGAUGAGACUGAAGACUUUUUCCGCCACUCUCCUGCAACCAUGACACGCAGGAAACUUAUGUUACCCAACCUCAACAGCCCCGUAAGACGUGGCUCCCUAAGCAGUCUUCUUGGUGAUGAUCUGCGCCAAUUUUCGGCCUUCCGACGGAACUGUCGCUCCCCAGUUCACAGCAGUCGUGGCAGAAGCCCCUCUCCCCAUUGUCAUAAAGAAGAAAAGGAGUCUGAAACAGACAGUGUUGGAUCACGAAAGCCAGCAAAGCUCCUUAUCCCAGCUCUCAACACGUAUGGCCCACCUGACCUUAGCCCAAGGGUUGUCGAUGGAAUCGAGGACAGUGGAGAUGUCUCAGAGAGCCAAACUUUUCAAUUCAACAUAGACAACUCUAGGAUGAGAUCUCCGAUCAAACAGUCUCCUGCAGCAGGAAUAAAUCUGGUUAACCCACUCUUGGCAGCUGAAGCAGAAGAAAUAAAGCAAAACAUUUGUAGAUUAAACCAAGAGAUAAACAAUCUAAACCAGGAAGUGUCGCAGCUCAGCAAAGAACUCCAGCACAUGAUGCAUCUACUUCAAGCUCUGCUGGCUGCCCAGCAGUACAGCCCUGCCCUGCCCUGUCCCUACACCGUCCAGGUGGUCUCCACUCCACCUGGUGCCCACAUGGGUUAUAACGAGCAGCAGCCCAGGCCAGGCUAUCCCAUUUCACAUUCCCUGCAUUUGCUGCAGGAAUCCACAAUACCAAGAACACUUGGCCAUUCACCUAUGGCUUCAGAUGGUACCUACAAUCAAGUUCAUUUACCCAGGGUCUCUCCGGAUACGUGCCCAAGGCCAGCCGAUACAGAAGCCUUCUAUGCUACAAGAGACUGCUGCUACAUUCCCACUAAUACCACAUGUCCACCUGGGACACCCUUCUCACCAGAAGAAGUAGAGAGGGUGAGGCUGAUACAGCCAUCUGAAGACUUGCCUCGUUGCCCCCAGACUGCCAGCUAUGGUUUUCCAGUGUCAGAACCUUCCGGGAUGAGCUGGCAUUCUCAUCCCUUAACCUCUGUGAGUUCCGUUCACGCUUUCAGCACCAUUCCCACAACGAACAGCUCACCUCAGACAUCUUCCAUCAGGGAAGACACAAUGCAGACUUGAGUCAAUGCUCUACUGAUCGCUUUGGGUUAAUGUAUGGCAAGAUGGAGGAGGAACAUUUCCAAAUAAUUAAACCC
This is a messenger RNA of Spea bombifrons (plains spadefoot toad), 3380 nucleotides long. RefSeq names its product potassium voltage-gated channel subfamily H member 4 (gene KCNH4). Gene Ontology annotation, biological process: potassium ion transmembrane transport; regulation of membrane potential. NCBI's taxonomy places the organism in Eukaryota, Metazoa, Chordata, Amphibia, Anura, Pelobatidae. The record is from RefSeq and is a predicted model, not a curated record. Gene Ontology annotation, cellular component: membrane. The coding region runs from base 43 to 3306 and encodes 1087 amino acids. Gene Ontology annotation, molecular function: voltage-gated potassium channel activity. The transcript is spliced from 16 exons.